Messenger RNA from Closterium sp. NIES-65, 3384 nucleotides. Lineage: Eukaryota; Viridiplantae; Streptophyta; Zygnematophyceae; Desmidiales; Closteriaceae. The record is from the annotation of a GenBank genome assembly.
AUGGAGUUGGAGGGAGAUUUUCCACCCGCUGCGCCGGUCUCGCCUGACCUGGAACGGCACGAUGCGAAGGAUUCGACGGAUUUCGUGAACUCUGACGGAUAUCGAUGGCUCAAAUACGGCUCCAAGUUUUUGAAACGAGGCCUCGGUCAGAAGAGAGCCUACUACCGCUGCGCGGCGAGCAACCCGCUGUACCGACCGCCGGGCGCGGAGCCGUGCAGAGCGCGGAAGCUGGUGGAUUACGACGCGUCCACGGGGGUUAUCCACGCGUCCACGGCCGUCGUGCACCUCGCAGGGGUCCCCGCACAACCACCCCCCGCGCAGGGCUCUCCUGAGAAUGCGAGGACAGCGCAGGGCUUUCCUGAGAAGAAAGGCCAGCGGAUUAUCCCAAACAACGGCAGGCUCCCUUCGCCAGAUGGCAGAGAGCCGCAGGGCUUUCCUGGGAUUUCUCAGAGAAUGGGCUCAUCUUUCAGUGGUGUGCACGCAGGUGCGCUUGAGGAAUGCCAGAGGAUUUCCCCCAGCAACGGCAGGCACCCUCUGUGCGAUGGCAGGGCAGUGCAGGGUGCUUCUGAGAGUGCUCUGAGGUUGGGUAUUAGCAGUGGCGUGCACCCGUUGCGAGACAGCAGGGCGGCGGGAGUGACAAGAGAGGACGGGACGGCAGGGAUGAGCAGUUCCCCUCUGGUGUGGCUUGCAAGUCGAGCCUCGUGGAUUGGGGGAGAGGUGAGUCGGAAGCGGAAGGGGAGAGAGGGGCGGGCGGUGGGUGAUAGAGUGGGGGCGUGGGAGGGCAAGGAAGAGAAGAGGACGAGGGAGGUCAGAAACGAGGAGCAGGAGAAAAGGGUGAUAUUGAGAGGCGUAGGCGUUCCUGAGAAAUCUCACAGGGAAGAGAAGGUGGUAUUGGGAGGAGGAGGCAUGGAUGGUGUCGUUACAGCAAGAGCAGCAGCAGCAGCAGCAACAGCAACAGCAACAGUAGCAGAAGCAGCAACAGCAGCAGAAGCAGCAGCGGUAACAAAAAGAGAAGCAGGAAAGGACACUGCGGCUGUUGAGGCGGUCAAAGCCUCACUCUGCUUCGAUAUGUGCAUCGAGACAAACAUUCAGGAGGCUCCUCAAAUGUCAUCCCCGUCAAGCAUCCCUCAGAUGACCUUUGAGUCAACUCAAAAGCCAGUCUGCAUCGACAUGUGCAUUGAGACAGGUGCUCUUGAGACUCAUCAGAAAGAAAACAUAGCUCCCUGCGGCAGCAAUAUGCGUAUGGAAGAGGGUCAAGUUCGAGCUUCCUGCGGCAGGGAUAUGUGUAUGGAAGGGGGCCGGGUUCAAGCUUGGGACGACAGGAAGAACGAGGAGAGAGGGGGAGACGCGGCGAUGAGGGGAGAGGUGGAGAGAGAAGAGGAGAUGAGAGGAGGCAUGGAGAUGAAAGGGGCGGGAGGUGAGGGAGUAGAGCCGGAUGUGGUAGGAGACGGAGGGAAGGGGAGCAGAAGAGGCAAGGAUGGGCGUGGGAAUGAGGAUGGGCGUGGGAAUGAGGAUGGGCGGGUUCAGGCUGGGGAGAUGAGGGGAGAGGGGGGAGCAGCAGAAGCAGAUGAGAGUAGGGAAGGAUGGAGGAGAGAGGGUGGACUGGAAAGGGGUGGAUCCGAAUGGGGCGGAUGUGGGGGGGUGGAGGAAGAGGGGGAUACAGGAGGCGCAGCUUCUGCGCUGAUUGCUCUGGCUGCUGCUGCUGAGAUCAGCCGUCACUCCCUCUCCACCACCCUCUCACAACCUGUUUUUGAGGCGCCUCAAAAAGUCUCUGCUGUUGCUGAGAUCAGCCGUCACUCCCCCUCCACCACCCUGCCUGCCGCAUCAGCCCCGUCAGCCCCGUCAGCACCAUUAGCGGUAUCAGCAGCAUCAGCAGCAGUUGGGAAACCAGCGGGAAAGGCUGUACCUGGGGAGGCUGUACCUGGGGAGGCUGUACCUGGGGAGGCUGUACCUGGGGAGGCUGUACCUGGGGAGGCUGAACCUGGUGAUGCUGUACCUGCACAGGCUGUACAUGGGGAGGCUGUGGCUGGGGAGGCUGUAAUUGAGGAGGCUGUGACUGGGGAGGCGGAAGCUAAAAGAGGAGAGAGGGGAGAAAACGGAGAGGGGGGGUUAGGAGGUGAAGGGGGAGCAGAAGGGCGGGGACUGGGAGAAGGUGGAGGAUUAACGAGGGGAGCAAGAGAGGUUGGAGCAAUAGAGAGGGGAGCAAGAGAGGUUGGAGCAAUAGAGAGGGGAGCAAGAGAGGUUGGAGCAAUAGAGAGGGGAGCAAGAGGAGGGGGUGGAGCAGGAGGAUUAUCGGGAACAGGAGGCGGAUGCAGAGCGAGGAGUGACGGAUGGGGAAGAGAAGGAGCGUGGAGGCCGCAAGGGCAUGCGUUGCAAGGCUGGGGAGGGGCAGCAGGGCAGCCUGUGCAAGGCUGGGGGGGACUGGCCUUAGCCCCCCACAGCAGCACCCGUACACCCACAUCCGUCUCAAAGCCUCACAGCAACUCUCUGAGUGUGGUUCCUUCCUUUGAGGAGGGAGUGCCUUGUUUAAGAGAGAGUACGCCUUUUCCUGGAGGGAGUAUGGGCUGCUAUGGUCGCGUCCCUAUGGCUACUCCUCCUGCUGCUGGCUUCCUGUAUAAUGGGGCUCUGAGGGUGCCACGUGGCAUGCCACAAUGGAUGCCACGUGGAUCUCUGGCGCCCCUGGCGUCAGCUCCUGUGCUGCCACCUGGCACACUGCCACGUGGGAUGAUGGCUGUGCCAGCGGUGCGUGUUGUGCCACCUGGCAUGCUGCCAGGUGGCAGAAACUGUGGGCCUGUGAACGUCCUUCCAGGGUGGAGGCCGAGCCUUGCUGUGUUUCCGCACGGAGCAGCGGGAGAAGCAAACGAUGCAGCAAUUUUGGUAGGGAAGGGUGGAGCAUCAGGAGUAAGGAAGGACGCAGCAGAGGGAGCAGGGAAGUCAGCAGCUGCAGCAGCAGCGGCAGCGGCAGUGGGAACGGUUGCGGCGGCGACAGGAACAACAGCAGGAGAUCGAACAGGUGUGGAAAAAGGAGGAGGAGCAGGGGGCGGAGAAGGAGUGGGAGGAGCAGCAGUGGUGGUGCCACCACUGGCUUUGGCAAGACCACCCACAGUGGCAGCAGCGGGGUCAGUUUGCUUUAGCAACAUCAACACCGGCAGCAGGGGCAGCAGCAAAGGGAACAUAACAAUUAGUGUUGCUGCUGGUUCUGCUGCUGCUCAUUCUGCUGUUACCAAUGCAAAUGCUUUUGCAAGUCAUGUAAGAGGGAGGGGGGGAGCUGUGAUCGAGGGGAAACGGAGGCAGGAUUCGGGACAAGUGGAUGUGUGUGGGAGACGUGGCUUACCCAAAUUUGCUCUCACGCUGCAAAGCUUGAUGCCAAAGCAUGGCCUGUGA